AUCCCCACUUGUUUUGUCGAUACCAAUACUACGUUCAUUGAUGUUGAAACCGAGCAGCAGGCAAUAGAACAGCGCAGUGCUUCGGAGGAUCCGUUUUUUGUGUUUCGAGACCGGUGCGACUACAUCUCCAGAAACUACAUUAUGCAGGCUUUCUUCUAUGGCGGUUUCGGUGCCCAUCACUGGAGAGCCCUAUCUGAACGCAAUGGCCUAAAGUUCAACUCUGAGCCGCCAGUCCUUUACUUUGUCCAUGAAGACAAAAUCGGCGACAUAUACGGAAACACAACCGAGGCCAACGCUAUUGUCCAUUACUACAAGGAGAAAAAUCUCGAGCAGUUUGCCGAGAUAACUAAAACCACUGAAGGCUGCUGCAACCACUUCUUCAUCGUGUACAAAGAUGAAACCUACCACUGGAAAGUCAUUCUGUCUGUCAGGAAGGACAUCGCUGCGAUCAACGACUUGAACGAAGUGGAUAGAAAGUUCAGGGAGCGCCAACCACCCAGGCGCCUGCUGAACGGAGAGUUCAGGCUCAGGAAUGAGGACGGCGACGAGGUGGCUGACGGCGAGCAGUUUUCAUUUAUCAUUCCACGCGAUGACGAUGAAGAAGAGGAGAACGAUGACGAUGAGGAAGAGGAGAGUGACGACGAGUAUGAGCCUGAACAGGACGGAAUCAAUGUGUUCGAUGGUGCGCUAAUGGCUAACCCUGGUCAUAGCGAUGUGUUUUCCUGCGAAACAAUUGAUGAGAUCCUUUACCUGACACACAACGGCCAGUACUUGUGCUGCCCGGAUGACGGUAUGAACGAUAUUCGCGUUUCUCCCGAGCUGCCUGAGCCAUCAGACCGCCUCCAGAUCAACUACGACGGCAACGAUGUUCUGUUCACCAGGUGGGGUGGAUCUGUGUUUGCAAUGUGUGAGUGGGCCAAGGCAUCUGUGGGUUGCAUUAGAUUCUAUAACGAUGAUUACAGCCAGCGAUACAAAGAGCCAAUGCGCCUUCGGCUUCUCCAAAGCUAACCUACCCUGUGUCUAGUUGGGUUUGCACUAUGGCAGAGCUGGCUGUACUCAACUAAUAUAUCGAUAUAUGAUGUUUUCGGGAUGUGUUUAUUAAUAAACCACGCCAGAUGUGAAGGUGGCUCUGGUCGAGUGGGC
Linderina pennispora is the source of this 1143-nucleotide messenger RNA. RefSeq lists its product as uncharacterized. Lineage: Eukaryota; Fungi; Kickxellomycota; Kickxellomycetes; Kickxellales; Kickxellaceae. The annotation marks the transcript as partial. The record is from RefSeq and is a predicted model, not a curated record. The transcript has 3 exons.